Messenger RNA from Striga asiatica, 1403 nucleotides. Lineage: Eukaryota; Viridiplantae; Streptophyta; Magnoliopsida; Lamiales; Orobanchaceae. The record is from the annotation of a GenBank genome assembly.
CACGAGUUGAAAAGUUGCACCCCAAUAUUCUAUUAUAUCUUUCACUUGUUUGUUGUUUGAGAAAUAGUAAUAAUAGAAUAAAUAAAUAUAAUGAAUGAAACAUGUUGACAUAUUCUACUCUUUCUUAAGCUACACUUUCACCACUUUUAUGCGAGAAUUUUUUUUUUGUUACAAAGUCAUGUUCUAAUUUCUAUUUCAUUCCGUUGAGACAUGAUUUAAUUUGGAAUAGAAGUGACAUCCUUUUAUGUUCACAUGAUAAUUCAAUCAUUAGGCAUUUAUUUACCUCAAUUACUACUAUCUUAUGAGCUCCAUUGAGAAGCUCAGGUAUGCAUUGGAACAAGGCCCCUCAGAGUCAGCUCUUAUGCUUUGGUGAAAAUCCCAACAGUUCUGUUGUCUUUGAACACAAAUCCUACCCUGCUGCCAUGCACAAGGAUAUUGUUCCCCAACAAGCAGCGGGAUUCCAAUAUUACACGACUCGAGCUGUCCCCACUCAAACAAACGUAACUGCACUUCAUGCUGCACUUUCUUCUAAUGGCCCUGUUGUUGGGACAACUGAUAUAAGGAACGCUUCCAAGGGGCCUUCUCAGUUGACUAUCUUCUAUAAUGGUGCCGUUUGCGUUUAUGACAACAUUACCCCAGAAAAGGCUCAGGCGAUUAUGUUAUUGGCUGGCAACGGGCCGACUAGGCCUUCUGCUCUUGAUGGCUUACUCGUGAUGAAUUCGAGCCCGGCUGCUACAGCUCCUGUUAGCAUUCCGCACGGUUUACCAGUUGCCACGAGUGCUUUAAAUUUAAACAAAGGGGCUCUAAUUGUAAUGUCUUCUCAAAAAGUCGACCCUCCGCCCAUCUCUGCAACUGUGCCUCAGUUUAGGAAAAAGUCUCUCGCUCGAUUUUUGGAGAAGCGUAAGGAGAGGGUGAUUAAUGCAUCUCCAUAUGAAAAUAAGGAAUUGCACAAUGGUAAGAGCACCCCAGGAGUCGGUAGCACAAUCUUGUCCCCGAAAUCUUCAAGCUCGUAUCAUGUUUCGACCGUGAACUGAAGGAGGGAAAUAGGUGCUAAUUUUAAAUAUAUAUAUAUAUAAGCCGCGCGACUGCAAUAUGAGUUCUAUCUAUAAUCCUGUAUUCGUUGAACAUAGCCGAUAUUUGUUGUAAUUGUGAAUGUACCACUAAGUAUUUGCAAGGCCAACAGUUUUCAGAAUUACAUUAAUGUAUAAAGUUUUCAAUUUCUUUGUAUGAUAUGUAGUAGUGAAAUUUCUUGUUUCUAGCACUGUGUAACCUCAUCAAUUUCAAACAAAUGUCAUGAAUGCAUACUUCUUAUGCUUCUUUUUGUCAUUCUUGGAGUAAUUAAACCAGCAAACCGGCCAUAUAGUAAGGGGCACAAUAGUGCAGAGCUUCUUCAUCAAUCAAUC